Cladophialophora psammophila CBS 110553 is the source of this 1539-nucleotide messenger RNA. RefSeq lists its product as uncharacterized. The transcript is spliced from 4 exons. Bases 1 to 1539 code for a protein of 512 amino acids. Gene Ontology annotation, cellular component: membrane. Lineage: Eukaryota; Fungi; Ascomycota; Eurotiomycetes; Chaetothyriales; Herpotrichiellaceae. The record is from RefSeq and is a predicted model, not a curated record. Gene Ontology annotation, biological process: transmembrane transport; carbohydrate transport. Gene Ontology annotation, molecular function: carbohydrate:proton symporter activity.
AUGGCGACUAGGCAGGAAAAGAAUGACAUUGACCUUGCCAAAGAUGAAGUUGUCGAAUCGGAGUUUGGAGGGCAGGCAGCCUAUUAUGUCCCCAAAACCAAGAUGAGGAAUGUUUGGUACGUCCUGAUGGUUGGUACGGGACAGAUUGCUGGAGGUGGCGCCAACGCAGUCAUUGCCACGACGUUAGCCCAGCCGACGUUUGUGUCAAAGAUGUCUCUCGAUGGCCCAAACUCGAAUUCAUUGAUGGGAGGGACCAAUGGAAGCUUUUAUGCUGGUGGGUUCUUUGGUGUCUUCUUCGCAGCAUGGGCGUGCGAUACUUUCGGCCGGCGGAAGGCUAUGUGGCUCACCGGCGUGCUGAACAUAAUCUCUUGCAUUCUCUGUGCCUCUUCUGUCAACAUCGGCAUGUUCAUUGCCGUCCGAUUCAUCGCCGGGUUCGCCGCCUGCCAAUAUGUGAUGCAAACACCUCUAUACCAAUCAGAGAUCGCCCCGCCACAUCUCAGAGGACUUCUUGUCGGGACAUUUGGCAUUUUCAACGUUCUCGGAUACAACAUCGCAAAUUGGUCGGGUGUUGGGUUUUACCACGUCAAAGAUUCCAACAUCGCCUGGCGCAUGAUUUUUGUCAUGGUCGGCGGACUGGCCAUCAUCAACAUGAUCCUUGUCUACUUCUGUCCAGAGUCUCCUCGGUGGCUUGUCAUGAAAAACCGGCAGGCUGAAGCCGAGCAAGUCAUUCGGCUGAUCCAUGGCGACAGCGGCGACGAUACCUUUGUGAAACUGGAGACCAUUCAGAUCGAACGUCAAGUGGCUACCGAAAGAGAACUCAAUGUCUCAUAUAUCCAGAUGUUUGCGGACAAGAGAUGGAGACGUCGUACACUUCUGUGCUGCCUCAUCGGCACAGUAGGUCAGUCCACUGGAGUCCUUGUUAUCAACAAUUAUGGGCCAUAUUUUUACUCGAUUCUCGGAAUGUCGACUCUGCAGCAGUUGUAUCUGGCCGGCGGAUACGUGCUCCUGUCAUUGACUGUUGCGACCAUCGGCGCAUUCGGCAUCGACAAACUUGGCCGCAUCAAAAUAAUGGUCUGUGGUAUUGCAGGACAGGUGGUUAUAUUAUGCAUCGAGACAGCCAUUGUCGCCCAAUACGCGGGCACGGCCAAUCGCUCCGCCAACAUUGCUGGUAUCUGGGCCUUUUUCAUGUAUUGUGCCGUCUACGGACUUACCUGGGAUUGCACGCCGUACGUGUAUGUCUCAGAGAUUAUGCCCUCUCACUUGCGCGCGAAAGGUGUAACCCUAUCUAUCGGAUGCUUGUACUUGAGCGUAUGUGCUCUGAUUACCGGCGCUUUGUAUGCCUUUGGUGAUAUUGGAUGGAAGUACUUCCUUGUAUUUAUUUGCGCUGGCCCAGUAGGUGCCUUGCUUAUUUGGCUUUAUGGACCAGAGACGAAGGGUAAGACUUUGGAAGAGAUCGGCGGCAUAUUUGGUGAUGAGCUCGCUAUACCAGAGCUGCAUGCUACAGAUGAGUCUCAUAUCACACAGAAGAGAGCAGCCUAA